AUGGGUGCGAAAUUUCCAUGCGAUGCCCAUCACAUAUUCCUUCCAUACCCAACAAGUCUACCCGUCGAUAUGAAGCUGGGCAAGAACGAGCUCUGGAAAUUGGAUCUUAUAGAAUGCAAGUUUUUCAAAGCGACUCCCAGACUACAGUCUACGAAAAAGCUUUUGAAUGCUAAAAACAAUAAUAAGCUCAUGAAGAAGCUACCCAGGACGAGGGAGGAAGCAUUUGCUCAGAUUAACGAAAUCAAGCGUGAAUUAUUGAAGAAGAAAUUUCAUGGAUCGUUUGUUAAGCUUCAUCGUGAAGCAUCUAAAAAGAUGAAAGCAGACCUGCGAUCUUGGAAGAAAGAAUCGCACGGCUCGUUAAUAGCUUUGUAUGAAUCGCCCGAAAAGGUGAACCAUAUGAUCGAGGCUAAGCUUGUCAAGUGCCUAAUAUCUGCUGUCCUAACUACGAAAGACUUAAGAGCGUCUCCUCCAGAGUGGGUUUAUGAAGAGUUGAAGGACAUGGUCGUGAAGAAAAGCAAUCCUAGUAACCCAUCGAGAUUCUUCAUCGACCACUGUAAGAAUGACAAGGUGGUCAAUCUGUAUAUAUCCAAAAUGUGGAACAUGAAAGACAUAAAGAGACUCACACAAGAGAUUGAAUGGUCGUUUAAGAAGGUCAGAGGUGAGUUGACAGUGGAUGAGAAGAAGGCUAGAGCGGCUGUCACCGGUAAGAAGGUGGGUGCACAAAGUGACAUUGAGAGCGAUAGUGAAGAGAGUGAAGAUGAUGGUGACUCAGAUUCAGACAGUGAAUCUGGUCACCUGAGUUUUGGAAGUGAGGAUGUCAAUAUGGAAGACAACAACGAAGGUGAAGAAAUUGAUGCUGAGGAAGCCUUUGAAAAGUUUGCCGGUUUUGAUGGCAUGGUUGCUGACUCUGAUGACGAAGAUACUUUCCAUCCUGAUCCAAACGUUGAUUAUAAUGAGAUUACAGAUGAGGAGGGCACAGAAGGUGAAGAUAGUGAAAAUGAAGAUCCUUUCUUAGAUGACCCCCUGGACGAAGAGGAAAUAAAUGACGAGAUUGAGAAGAAGGAGAAGGUUGAGAAGAGAGAAAGGAAGGAUAAGAAAGAGAAGAAGGAUAAGAAGGACAAGAAGGACAAGAAAGAAAAACUCAAAUUGCCAGCAUUGGCCUCUGGCUAUUUCUCUGGAGGAUCAGAUGACGAAGAGGAUGUUGAUAAUGAUAAGAUUGUGAAGGAGGUCACAACCACCAGAAAAAACAGGAGAGGACAGCGUGCGAGACAGAAGAUCUGGGAGCAGAAGUAUGGUUCCAAGGCGAAACACGUCCAGAAGGAGAAGCAAAGAAUUCUUAGUGAGAGGCAACAAAAACAACUAGAGUUUGAGGAGAGGCAACGAAAGAGGGAAAUGAAGGCGAAGCUUGCUCGGGAAGCAGCACAAGAGAACAGCAAACCACCUGAGGACCAGACUAAAAAGCCAUCUGCUGCAGCUCAAAAAAUGCACCCUUCUUGGGAAGCAAAGAAAUUGGCAGAAGAAAAGAUGAAGAGUGUGAAAUUUACAGGAAAGAAGAUCACAUUCGAUUAA
Messenger RNA from Candidozyma auris, 1569 nucleotides. It is a transcript of the gene BUD22, whose product is annotated as Bud22p. Gene Ontology annotation, cellular component: nucleus; 90S preribosome. The coding region runs from base 1 to 1569 and encodes 522 amino acids. The transcript has a single exon. Gene Ontology annotation, biological process: maturation of SSU-rRNA. NCBI's taxonomy places the organism in Eukaryota, Fungi, Ascomycota, Pichiomycetes, Serinales, Metschnikowiaceae. The record is from RefSeq and is a predicted model, not a curated record.